AGGUGGUGACAAAUAAGAAUCAGGUAAAAAUUUGUAUCCACAACAGGAAAAAAAAGCUCCCGCAAAUUCACGCGAAAAUGGCGAGUCAAUGAGGGGUCACAAUACUCCGACGACACUCUCGUCAUUCUCCAAUAAAAUCAGACAAAAAUUUGGCUAAAAGCAUAGAUUACAGAAGAAAAUUCACAGACAGACAGAGAAGGAGAAUCAGUUGAGGACAUCCUCCCAUUCCUUUGACAAAGUACAGCCCACCAUAUCAAUUUUACCAUCAAGAAAUUAAAAAUUAAACAAUUACCUAAAACAAAAAAACUUUCAUUUUCUCCCGGAGAGAAAUAGAAUAAAGAUUGACUUUGUCUAUUAACCCAACUCCUGACUGGGUUCCCUUUAUUUUUUAUAUUUUUUCUGGGAUUUCAAUGUUUUUGUUUAUUUGGGAUUCUAUGUUCAGGUAGUUGGGUUGAAAGUUUUGAUUUUGUGGUGUAAAGGUUUAAUCUUUGUUUGAUUAUCCUCAUUUUUCCAAUGAUGUUAUGGAGAGACCCUGGUCAACCUGCAGAUUCUUAUUAUGAAGUUAGAUCUGAGAUUACAGAUGCUCCAAAGACCAAGUUUAGGAUCAAGGCUGGUAAAACAUUGAGUGUAAGGAAAUGGCAAUCGGCGUUUUCCCCAGAUGGCCAACUUGAUAUAAGCAAAACACUUGGUAGGAUUCAUCGCGGGGGGAUUCAUCCAUCUAUUAGAGGAGAGGUUUGGGAAUUCCUUCUUGGGUGUUAUGAUCCAAAGAGCACCUUUGACGAGCGAUCUCAAAUACGACAACGGAGAAGGGUGCAAUAUGCUCAAUGGAAAGAGGAAUGUCGUCAGAUGUUUCCCCUUAUUGGAAGUGGUAGAUUCAUUACAGCCCCUGUAAUCAAUGAUCGGGGCGAAGCUAUUAUGGAUCCAUUGGUACUCCUGGAAACAAAUAUCGGAGAAAACGCUGAUGUCGGAGGAUCCGGUGAUGGUUCUGGCUAUUCGGAGAGUGCAUCGAAGAACGAUGGUCCGAUGUCCAAGAAAGAGAUUCAGUGGAAGCUCACUUUACAUCAAAUAGGUCUUGACGUGAAACGCACUGACAGGGCUCUCGUCUUCUUUGAGAAGCAGGAUAAUCUCGCUAAACUUUGGGAUAUAUUAUCCGUUUAUGCCUGGAUAGACGGAGAUGUUGGGUAUUGUCAAGGAAUGAGCGAUCUUUGUUCCCCUAUGAUAAUCCUCUUAGACAACGAAGCUGAUGCCUUUUGGUGCUUUGAACGCCUUAUGCGCAGAUUGCGAGGAAAUUUCAGAUGCACUGGCAGAUCGGUUGGAGUAGAGGCUCAACUUAGUAACCUAGCAACAAUUACUCAAGUUGUUGAUCCGAAACUUCAUCAACAUUUGGAGACGCUAGGUGGAGGUGACUAUCUAUUUGCCAUUCGGAUGCUCAUGGUUUUGUUUCGUCGAGAAUUUUCUUUUGGUGAUUCUUUAUACCUUUGGGAGAUGAUGUGGGCUUUAGAAUAUGAUCCCGACCUUUACAUGGUGUACGAAGAGCCCGGUUCCUCUAGUGAAGGUGCCGAGGGAUCUAAAGGAAAACUGAAGUCUAUUCGCCAUUAUGGAAAGUACGAAAGAGAAAUUUUGAAAAGUGGUGCGAAGGCUGAUGAUCCUCUCCCAAUUUCUGUCUUCCUUGUUGUCAGUGUAUUGAAAGAAAAAGGCCCGCAACUACUUAAAGAAGCUCGUGGUCUCGAUGAUGUUGUAAAGAUUUUGAACGAUAUAGCUGGAGAUCUAGAUGCCAAGAAAGCUUGCACCAACGCAAUGAAGCUACAUAAAAAGUAUCUUAAACAGGCAAAGAAGCCAUAGCAAGGAAGAUGUACCUUUUAAUUUUCAGUCACAGUUGACAAAGAACGAGUGAAAAUUGAGCUGAAUUCUUUUUUGAUGUUAAAAGAAACAAUUGUAUCAUAGAAAUCAAAUGGGUUAAUUAGCAUUAAUCCCAACAAUAAUACCUAAAAAAUGUUGUUGUACAUCAUAAACAUUCUUUGUCCAAUCUUACUAUCAAUGGAAGUAAUAUUUAUAUUUAUUUAUAGAUUCAUACCUUGUAAAUUAAUUAUUAAUUAGUA
Molecule: messenger RNA, 2099 nt
Organism: Amaranthus tricolor (Joseph's coat)
Lineage: Eukaryota; Viridiplantae; Streptophyta; Magnoliopsida; Caryophyllales; Amaranthaceae
Product: rab GTPase-activating protein 22-like
Exons: 11
Coding region: 514-1842 (442 amino acids)
Biological process (GO): activation of GTPase activity
Molecular function (GO): GTPase activator activity
Source: RefSeq, a predicted model, not a curated record